Messenger RNA from Nycticebus coucang (slow loris), 3688 nucleotides. RefSeq names its product complement C5-like. Bases 41 to 2545 code for a protein of 834 amino acids. The transcript is spliced from 21 exons. Gene Ontology annotation, cellular component: extracellular region. The record is from RefSeq and is a predicted model, not a curated record. Lineage: Eukaryota; Metazoa; Chordata; Mammalia; Primates; Lorisidae. Gene Ontology annotation, molecular function: endopeptidase inhibitor activity.
UCACAAAGGCUAUAUCCAUGGUUUACUGUUACCUCCAGCCAUGGGCCUUUUGGGAAUAUUUUGUUUUUUAAUCUUCCUCUGGAAAAGUUGGGGCCAGGAACAAACAUAUGUCAUUUCAGCACCAAAAAUAUUCCGUGUUGGAGCAUCUGAAAACAUUGUAAUUCAGGUUUAUGGAUACACAGAAGCAUUCGAUGCAACCAUCUCCAUUAAAAGUUAUCCUGAUAAAAAAUUUACUUACUCUUCAGGCUAUGUUAGUUUAUCCUCAGAAAAUAAAUUCCAAAAUUCUGCAAUCUUAACAAUACAACCGAAACACUUAACUACAGGACAAAACCCAGUUUCAUAUGUGUAUUUGGAUGUUGUAUCGAAACAUUUUUCAAAAUCAAAAAAAAUGCCAAUAACCUAUGACAAUGGAUUUCUCUUCGUUCAUACAGACAAACCUGUUUACACUCCACAUCAGUCAGUAAAGGUCAGAGUUUAUUCAUUGAAUGAUGACUUAAAGCCAGCCAAAAGAGAAACUGUCAUAACUUUCAUAGAUCCUGAAGGAUCAGAAGUUGACAUUGUAGAAGAAAAUGAUUAUACUGGAGUUAUAUCUUUUCCUGAUUUCAAGAUUCCAUCUAAUCCUAAAUACGGUGUGUGGACAAUUCGAGCUAAAUAUAAAGAGGACUUUUCAACAACUGGAACCACAUAUUUUGAAAUUAAAGAAUAUGUCUUGCCACAUUUCACUGUCUCAAUAGAACCAGAAAGCAAUUUCAUUAGUUAUAAGAACUUUAAGAAUUUUGAAAUUACUAUAAAAGCAAGAUAUUCUUAUAAUGAAGUAGUCACUGAGGCUGGCAUUUAUGUCACUUUUGGAAUAAGAGAAGACUUACAAGAUUAUCAGAAAGAAAUGAUGGGAAAAGCAAUGCAAAACACAACGUUGAUAAAUGGAGUUGCUCAAGUCACAUUUGAUUCUGAAAUGGCAAUUAAAGAACUAUCCUAUGACAGUCUAGAAGAUGUAAACAACAAGUACCUUUACAUUGCUGUGACAGUCACAGAAUCUACAGGUGGAUUUUCUGAAGAGGCAGAAGUACCUGGCAUCAAGUAUGUGCUGUCUCCCUACAAACUGAAUUUGAUUGCUACUCCUCUUUUCCUGAAGCCUGGGAUUCCAUAUUCCAUCAAGGUGCAGGUUAAGGAUCAACUUGACCAGUUGGUAGGAGGGGUCCCAGUAACUCUGAAUUCACAGACAGUCAGCGGAAACCAAGAAACAUCAGACUUGGAACCAAAGCAAAGUAUGACAAGUCUCAGUGAUGGAGUAGCUUCGUUUGUGGUUAAUCUCCCGUCUGAAGUGGCGAUGCUGGAGUUUAAUGUCAAAACUGAUGCCCCAGAUCUUCCAGAAGAAAAUCAGGCCAGCAAAGUUUACCAAGCAGUAGCAUACUCAUCUCUCAGCCAAAGUUACCUUUAUAUUGAUUGGACCGAAAACCAUAAAACUUUGCUUGUGGGAGAACAUCUGAAUAUUAUGGUUACAGCCAAAAGUCCAUAUAUUGACAAAAUAAAUCACUAUAAUUACUUGAUCUUAUCCAAGGGCAAAAUCAUACACUUUGGCACAAGGGAGAAGCUUCCAGAUUCAUCUUAUCAAAGUAUCAACAUUCCAGUGACACAGAUCAUGGUUCCUUCAGCCCGUCUCCUGGUCUAUUACAUUGUCACAGGAGAGCAGACAGCAGAAUUAGUGUCCGACUCAGUCUGGUUAAACAUUGAAGAGAAGUGUGGCAACCAGCUCCAGGUUCACCUGUCUCCAAAUGCAGAUGCAUAUUCUCCAGGCCAGACUGUGUCUCUAACUAUGGCGAGUGAGAUGGAUUCAUGGGUGGCAUUAGCUGCAGUAGACAGUGCUGUGUAUGGAGUCCAAAGAAAAACCACAAAGUCCAUGGAAAGAGUAUUUCAAGUUUUAGAGAAGAAUGAUCUGGGAUGUGGGGCAGGUGGUGGCCGCAACAAUGCAGAUGUGUUCCAUCUAGUUGGACUCACCUUCCUCACAAACGCAAAUGCAGAUGACUCCCAAGGAAAUGAUGAACCUUGUAAAAAAAUUCAUAGGCCAAGAAGAAUGCUGAAGCAGAAAAUAGAGGAAGCAGCUGCUAAAUAUAAACAUAAAAUACUAAAGAAAUGUUGUUAUGAUGGAGCCCAGCAUGUUGAUGAAACUUGUGAACAGCGAGUUGCGCGGGUUACCAUCGGCCCAAGAUGCCGCACAGCUUUCAGUGAAUGUUGCACCAUUGCAAACCAGGUCCGCACUUAUAAGUUGAUAGGAUUUCACCAUAUUUCUCACCAGUAUAAGAAGACCCUGUUACCAGUAAGUAAGCCAGAAAUUCGAAGCUAUUUUCCAGAAAGCUGGUUAUGGGAAGUUCAUCAUGUUCCCAAAAGAAGCCAGCUGCAAUUUAUGCUACCUGAUGUUCUAACUACCUGGGAAAUACAAAGUGUUGGCAUUUCGGAUAAAGGUCUGUGUGUUGCUGAUGUGCUGCAGUUGCAGGUAUCUAAAGACCGCUUCCUGGGCAUAAAUGACAAUGCCACAAGAGUUGAUUAGAAGGGAUGCUUUCUAACAUCAAAAGUCCAGAGAAGUGUCACAGGAUGAAUCUGCCCAAAGUCUAGACCUGCUAAAGAAGAAAACAAUUACCUCUGGUCCCUUCCCUGAUUUUUCAUUAACUGAAUUCAUAUUACAGGAGGAAAAACUGGAGUCUAUCGACACACCUGGACAGACUUUUGUCAAAACCAUUAUCUGCCUCUGCAGGUCCAACAGACUUUGUCCCAGGCCAUUGUAUGUUUUUCAAGCCCAUUGAAUUCCCCUACAAAUAAUUUACUACCCCCUCUAAAAUCAUCCACACUUCCCCAUCUCCCUUUCUCCUAAGAAAGAGGAUAUGUAGCUAUUUGUAGCCUAUUGUAGGAUGGAGUGUCCUUAUGUGAUUCUCUUCAGUGCACAUAAAUAAAUUUGUAUGUCUUUUUUUCAUCUGUCUUUUGUCAGUUGGUUUUUAGCGAACCUUCAGAGGGCACAGGGAAAGGUUAAUAAUACUGCUUAAGGGGACAAGAAGUGACAAGAAGCAAAAAGAAUGAAAAGCUACAAAAUAAUUUCCAAACACAGACAUAGUCCCCUAAUGUCAUUGUCAAUAUAUAAACUUCCUUUUCACUACAACUGAGGAUCAUUUUGUAAUAGCAAGGUCUGCUUCACCAAACCUGACCUUGCACCUAGACCACUACCAACUGACCUCUGGUACUUUUCCUUCCAUUUACUGUCUGCAUGGUGGGGCCGGCUUAUCCCUUGCCAACACUGAUGGCCAGAGAAAGCGUCUUUUGUCAGAAAGUUGACUUUUUAUAAGAUCAAGAUCUUAAAAAAAUUCUAUAUAUUUCUUUAUGAAUUCUACAUUUUAUCUAAAGAGAAUACUCAGUAUUGCCCUCCUCAAAUAAAACCGUAAUGGUUUUGCUAGUGUUCAACUUUAUGUUUCUAAGCUUUUGAUCCUCAGUAUGCCUGAAUUUCAAAUGCAAAAUAGGAAAAUACUAUGUCAGACACUGCUAACUAAACCAGCAUUCCUUCUUUCUUUCCUUUUUAUUAUCAAAACCUGAGUUUUUGCUGGCCACAUUGCCACCCUUGUACUUGGGUGCAGCUGAGUUCCGAGUCUCCCAAAGAAAUGGGACUUCCAGGAAGGAUAGACGUGACCCAAUGGGGAGGUAUCUC